This is a messenger RNA of Cinclus cinclus, 3170 nucleotides long. RefSeq names its product NOC3 like DNA replication regulator (gene NOC3L). Gene Ontology annotation, biological process: DNA replication initiation. The record is from RefSeq and is a predicted model, not a curated record. Gene Ontology annotation, molecular function: chromatin binding. Gene Ontology annotation, cellular component: nucleolus. The coding region runs from base 25 to 2424 and encodes 799 amino acids. NCBI's taxonomy places the organism in Eukaryota, Metazoa, Chordata, Aves, Passeriformes, Cinclidae. The transcript is spliced from 21 exons.
GGGCAGCACGCGCGCGCCGCCGCCAUGAAGCGGAGAAAAAAUACAAAGCGAGUUCCAAGUUUUCGCAAGUUACUGAGAACUAGUCAAAUAAAACUUGACAAUAAAUUAAAGAAUAAGCAGUAUAAGCAGAAGAGUGCUGCUAAGAAGUAUCGUAAAGAACAAAAGAAGCUAAGGGAGGCUGUCAGAGAUGCUAUUUCUAGAAAGCCUUUUCCAUUGGAGGAAUGCAAGAAGAAACAAGUUGCUAGAAAAUGGGAAGAAAAAGAGGAAGAAGAUGCUCUUCCACUGGACAUGAUGGAUGAAGAUGACUUAAAAUUAAUGGAGGAUCUGGCCCAAAAAGCAUCCUUUUUAACCAGAGACCUUUCUUCUAAUGAACCUGUUCACGUCAAAAAACGAAAACAUGAAAGUGUGAUUGAGAAAUACGAGAAGAUGCCGAGACGUUUACAAACAGAGCCAGAAAAAGAACUCAUCCAUCUGCUCCCCAUCAAAGACAAGAGUGGCAUAAUUCCUCAAGCUGUGGAAAAGCCAGUUCUUAAUGUUGCACAUGAUGAAGAAGAGGACACAGAAGACAUGGAGGAAGCAGAGGACUUUAAUGAGGAAGCCCUGCCUGUUCUCACUCCUGAGGAAAUGGCUGCUCAAAGGAGACAAAAGCUGCAGGAGAGGAAGGUGCACAUAGCUGCUUUAGCAUCUGCCAUUCUCUCGGAGCCAGACAGCAGUAUUAAGAAGCUGAAGGAGCUGCGUGCCAUGCUGAUGGAGCAGGAUCCUAACGUGGCUGUGAUUGUUAGGAAGCUGGUCAUGGUGUCUUUGAUGGAGAUAUUUAAAGAUAUUGCACCUUCAUACAAAAUUCGGCCUCUGACUGAAGCGGAGAAGGCUACCAAGGUUAAAAAAGAAACACAGAAACUGAGAGAAUUUGAAGAAGGCCUUGUAAGCCAGUACAAAUUUUUCUUGGAAAAUCUGGAACAAACAAUUAAAGAUUGGAAGCAAAGGAAGUUGAAGAAAAGCAAUGUCAUUUCAUUAAAGGCAUAUAAAGGUCUAGCAGAGGUAGCAGUGAAGUGUCUGUGUGAGCUGCUUGUGGCCCUGCCCCACUUCAACUUCCACAAUAACAUCAUUGUUCUCAUUGUUCCACUCAUGAAUGAUCCAUCAAAAAUGAUUUCUGAACUGUGUGUUGAGGCAGUUAAGAAGCUCUUUAAACAGGACAAGUUGGGUUAUGCUUCACUUGGUGUAGUUAAAGUCAUUUCUGGCCUUGUAAGGGGUAGAAAUUAUGAUGUCAGACCUGAGGUGUUGAAAGUAUUUCUUCACUUAAGAAUUAAGGAAGUGGAAUUACAAAAAGAUUCUGAAGAUAUUGCACCAAAGAAAAAAUUCAUGACUUACAAAGAGAAAAGAAAAAAUCUUUCCAGAAUGCAAAGGAAGUGGAAGAAAGCAGAAGAGAAACUGGAACGAGAACUCCUAGAAGCAGAAGCAUCAGAAAGUAAGGAAAAGAAACUCAAGUUGCACACAGAGACCUUGAAUAUUGUAUUUGUAACUUACUUCAGGAUCUUGAAGAAAGCUCAAAAGUCUCCACUUUUGCCAGCUGUGCUAGAAGGUCUUGCAAAGUUUGCUCAUCUCAUAAAUGUGGAAUUUUUUGAUGACCUGUUGAUUGUCCUUCAUUCUCUUAUUGCAUCUGGGGAUUUAAGCUAUCGUGAGAGUCUUCAUUGCGUUCUCAGUGCUUUUCAUAUACUUUCUGGUCAAGGUGAUGUUCUUAACAUUGAUCCAAUGAAAUUUUACACACAUUUGUACAAGACACUGUUCAGCCUACAUGCAGGUGGCACCAACGAGGACACAGGGAUUGUGCUGCAGUGCCUGGAUGUCAUGUUUGCCAAGAGGAGAAAGCAAGUCUCCCAGCAACGAGCUCUUGCUUUCCUAAAGCGGCUUUCCAUCCUUGCUCUUCAUGUGCUUCCAAAUUCCAGUGUUGGGAUCUUGGCAACAAACAGGAUAUUCAUGCAAACAUUCCCAAGGAUGGACCUCUUACUAGACAACGAAUCUCAAGGCAGUGGAGUUUAUCUCCCAGAAUUAGAUGAACCAGAGCAUUGCAAUGCCCAGAACACAGUGCUGUGGGAGCUGCAUCUUCUGCAGAGACAUUAUCAUCCAACAGUGCAGAAAUUUGCAUCUCACCUUAUUGCUGGAGCUCCAACUGAAGGCUCAGGAGCUCUUCCACUUGAUUUGAGCCAAAGGUCUGCUACAGAACUUUUUGAGACAUAUUGUAUGAAAGGAAUGACCUUUAAUCCUCCUGUUGCAUCAGUAACACCCAGAAGAAAGGAUACCUUCUUUCAAAUGGAUUCAUUUAUAGAUGAAGAACUAAACAAACAGCUUCACCAGCACAUCAGUGAGACUGUUGCUCACAAGCCCUUGGAUUUUGCUAAGCACUUGAAGGAAUCAUCCUUGACAUAAAUGUAACUAUCAAUCAUGUUCACUUGGAUUCUUAAUUAUGGAGAAAGAUUGGCUGAAAGAAAUCACCAGUCAUCAUAACAGGAAUACAAGUAGGCUUUUGUGCGAAUGCAGAAACACAUGAAAAUGUAACAGCAGUUUUUCACAUAGCUAUAGGCCUGUCCCCCAACCACCAAGCCCCUGUUCAGGGGGCUGGGGAAUCACAAUGAACUGUCAUGUCAGUAUUUUAAAAAUGUACAGACCCAGGUAAUUUAAGAAUUGCUUGCAAAUGUGCACAUUUAUAUUUUUGUUUAUGUAUUUUUCUAAUUUUCAUAACAGAAUAUAAACAUAUGUGUUUCUGCAAACUCACUGGGUUGUGUUGAUAACUUAAUAAAUAUUUUGAAAACGUUAACAUAAUACUGAGUUUUUGAUGCCCAAGUUACCUAGACAUUUGGAAUAUGUAUUGCAUUUUUCCUGUUUUUCUUCUGAUGUCUUCUAACCAUUUAUCUCAUCUUGAAAUGAUUUUGCAUUUGGUGGUUUUUUUCCCCUCUGAUGAAUCUUGAUAUUGGCAAAUUAAGAAUAUUGAACUUCCACUCUAAAUUAUCAUCAUGAUUAAAUGCUCUACUGCAGUGUCUUUAAUAAUGCAUUUCUGUCAAGAAUACCAGACAAAUACAAGGUAAGAAUGUUUUGGGUUUGUUUUUUUUUUUUUUAGGUAAUUCCCUCCACAUUCUUUGAAUACUAUUUAUUGUCUGAUUGUUUUAGAAUCCCAU